AAAAACUCAUGGGAUCGAGUACCGCACCGGGAAAAUCUGACGUGCUGCCGUCUGUUUACCUAAAUGACAAAGGGAAAGCGAAUUGACUCUGCGCUGUGAUUGACUUGUAGUCAAAACAAGCCAAGUUUCCAAAAAUCGGAAGAUAUCUGAAAGAAUGGACUCAGUGGGAUCGUCGACUCGGCGUCGACCGACAGUAAGUCAGCACGAGCAAUGGAUGGUUCAAGAUCAGGUGUUCCAAAUCUACGAUAUCUUCGCUACGAUUCCUCAUAGCGCCCAAACCCUAAUGCUUGAGCUUGUACGUGAUAAGCAUAUAGAUUAUCUAACCAGAGGACUCCAGCAACUCAGCCCCUCCUUCGUUGUAUUGGAUUCCAGUCGACCUUGGCUUUGCUACUGGAUCCUGCAUUCGAUUGCUUUACUGGGGGAGUCAGUUGAUUUUGAACUGGAAAAUAAUGCCAUUGACUUUCUUAAUCGAUGUCAGGAUCCAGACGGUGGAUAUGGUGGUGGACCUGGACAGAUGCCUCAUCUUGCAACAACUUAUGCUGCAGUUAAUUCACUUAUUACUUUGGGUGGGCGUAGAGCCUUAUCGUCUAUUAAUAGAGAGAAAUUGUACACAUUUUUGCGGAAAGUAAAAGACCCAAGUGGUGCAUUCAGGAUGCAUGAUGGUGGGGAAAUGGACGUGCGGGCUUGUUACACAGCCAUUUCAGUUGCAAGUAUUCUCAACAUUUUGGAUGAUGAGCUGGUUAAGGAUGUUGGUAAUUACAUCAUAAGUUGUCAGACCUAUGAAGGUGGCAUUGCUGGAGAACCUGGUUCUGAAGCUCAUGGUGGGUACACAUUUUGUGGAUUGGCUGCAAUGGUUCUGAUCAAUGAGGUCAAUCGGCUGGACAUGGCUCGUUUAAUUGAUUGGGUGGUAUUUCGACAAGGAGUGGAGUGUGGCUUUCAGGGGAGAACAAACAAAUUGGUCGACGGUUGUUACUCCUUCUGGCAGGGAGGUGUUUUUGCAAUAUUACAAAGAUUACGGUCAGUUAGCGGUGAAGGCGUGGCAUUUUCUGAUGCUGAAGCAGGAGAUUAUGCUACAGAUAGCACUUCUGAAGGAGAAGUUACAAAUGGAAAUUCAUCUGAGGCUGAUGAACCUGACCAUUUUAAGCAGGGAGUAGAUCAUGGAGAAAUGGUACCUCCUUUUCACAGUAUGGCCUUGCAGCAGUACAUACUUCUGUGCUCACAGGAACAAGAUGGUGGAUUUAGAGACAAACCUGGUAAGGCUAGGGACUUUUAUCACACAUGUUAUUGUCUAAGUGGCCUCUCGGUGUGUCAGUAUAGUUGGUCGAAAGACGAGCAUUCUCCGCCUCCAACAAGGGCGGUGUUAGGUCCUUACUCUAAUCUCUUGGAACCUGUUCAUCCGCUAUACAAUGUGGUCCUAAAGCAAUACCAUGAAGCUCGUGAUUUCUUUUCUUCUUAGCAAUAUUAAUCUGAACUCAGGUCAGGAUGCAACAGUACUUUGAAAAUUUUGUUCUUCUCAUAGAUUGUAGAAGAGCGCUAGCUUUGAAGUACUAUAUCUUAAUUGUAGUAUUUUCAUAUUUUGUAUUGUGCAGCAUUAGGUCCAUUGUCUAAUUUGACUUCUGAUCAAUGUUAGUUUCUGCUGUUUCUAUAUACAA
Jatropha curcas is the source of this 1652-nucleotide messenger RNA. RefSeq names its product Prenyltransferase family protein (gene ERA1). Lineage: Eukaryota; Viridiplantae; Streptophyta; Magnoliopsida; Malpighiales; Euphorbiaceae. Gene Ontology annotation, cellular component: protein farnesyltransferase complex. The record is from RefSeq and is a predicted model, not a curated record. Gene Ontology annotation, molecular function: protein farnesyltransferase activity. Gene Ontology annotation, biological process: protein farnesylation.